Messenger RNA from Hyla sarda, 963 nucleotides. Its product is annotated as olfactory receptor 52P1-like. The record is from RefSeq and is a predicted model, not a curated record. Gene Ontology annotation, cellular component: membrane. The transcript has a single exon. Gene Ontology annotation, molecular function: G protein-coupled receptor activity; olfactory receptor activity. NCBI's taxonomy places the organism in Eukaryota, Metazoa, Chordata, Amphibia, Anura, Hylidae. Gene Ontology annotation, biological process: G protein-coupled receptor signaling pathway. The coding region runs from base 1 to 963 and encodes 320 amino acids.
AUGUCAGUAAUUACCAUCACGACGAUGAAUCUCAGCCUCCCAUCUCCUUUCUUCUUGGCUGGGAUCCCCGGACUAGAAUAUCUCCAUGCUUGGAUUUCUUUGCCCGUCUUUUUCAUGUACUUAGUUGCUUUGUUGGGAAAUGUUUGUGUUCUGUUUAUCAUUAAAAACGAGCCAAGUCUCCACCAACCCAUGUAUCUUUUAGUCUUUAUGUUAUUGUCUGCCGAUCUCGUCAAGUCUAAUUCCACCGUCCCCAAAAUGCUUCUUAUCUUCUGGUUCAACAAUCGGGAGAUCAUCUUUGAGGGUUGUCUGAUCCAGAUGUUUUUUGUCCAUUCUUUUUCUGUCAUGAGUUCCUCUGUGCUCUUGGCCAUGGCCUUUGAUCGCUAUGUGGCGGUGUGUCACCCGUUGAGGUACGUCACCAUCCUCAGCACCCCGGUCAUCACAAAGAUUGGCAUAUUAGUGGCCAUGAGAGGAAUUCUCUUGAUAUUCCCACACCCAUUUUUGGUCAAGAGGCUGCCAUUUUGUGGUAGCCACCUUAUUGCACAGACCUAUUGUGAACACAUGGCAGUAGCCAAGCUUUCCUGUGGUGACAUCAGGGUUAAUAGUAUCUAUGGGUUAUUUGUCGCUCUCUCUGUGGUGGGAGUAGAUAUUGUGUUUAUUGCAGCGUCUUACACUUUGAUAGUGAAGGCCGUCCUGAGGCUUCCAUCUCACAAGGCUCGGCGUAAAGUUUGGAACACUUGUGUCACUCACAUCUGUGUCAUUCUUGUGGCUUACAUCCCAGCGCUCUUCUCAUUUGUGUCUCAGAGGUUUGGGGGGCACAAGGCGUCACCCACCAAAAUCCUUCUGUCCAAUCUCUACCUGAUCUUUGCUCCUAUGUUAAAUCCGAUCAUUUAUGGAAUCAACACAAAAGAGAUUCAGAAGAACGUGGUGAAAAUCUUACAUUCUCAGAAGUCACGGAACCUGUAA